UAACAGCAGUGCAUUUCUUAGACCGUGGGUUACCACAAUUUGGCACGCUGCCGGUGCCCCUCAUCUUCACUUGGGUACGAGCUACGGCGUUUUCAUAGCAGAAGAGAUCAUCAAAAAAGGCAGAGUCUGCGGACGAAACACAAACCAUCCUUUCUGCCAGGUGUCACUAUAGACUACGAAACGUGUAUCUACAGCUGUUCGCAGCUUGACUACACUGUUGGCACGAAAGGUUAUGGAUGAACACGAUAAGGCAGACUUAGAAUCCACCUAUUUGAGGGACAGUUAAAAGUUCUUUUGUAUUCAGUAGCAGUAUAUGUCCUGACAUCGUUGGAUAUUCAGAUCCUCGUUUCAAUGGUGGUACUAUAAUCAUGGGAAGAGCUGGUUGCAGAUUAUAUUCAGUGUAUAUUUACAUAUGAAGCCGACCUUGGCUUCUUCACCAAGAAACGCCUGUUGCUUUACGGUGGCGUUAUAUAAAAAUCUCACUUUGCAGCUGUUUGUUAACAAUUAUAGGAUUACAUAGUGGCAAGACAUGGGGAAUAAGCCUGUCCUCGUCAGGCUACACCUUUAAUUAACCGUUGUAAUUGGUUUUGACGGUUUAGAUAGUGAGACAAUAGUGUUAUCAUACUCAGUGGUGGAGUUAAAGUAAAUAGUACGUAUUUCGGAUUUCGAAUUCCAUAACAUAAGGCGAUACUAGGAAAAUUAUCUGUACCGUUUAUCCUGUGGAGGGUGCGUUUGCCGCAACCCUUAUUUUGAAGGGUAUAUGGAUUCAGACCGAACACGUGCUGGACACAGGACUGCCUUCCCAAGUUGGAACGGAUGUAAAAGACGGAACGACACCAAAUUCACGGCUGAAUUCAUGUGUUUGCAAUCUGAUAUCUUCAUUCCUUUUACCAAAACAUGGUGCAAAAUUAUUCCAUGGAUAUUAUUGACUCUGGGUAUUUUUUUAACUGUGACUUAUAGAUACGCUCAAAUACCACCGAGAACGAUAGAGGUAGUCGGGAAGUUUCCACCCAAGUUUCUGGAAAGAGGUGCCUUACAAAAUGGAACUGUAUUUGAUAAUUCUAGUAUAUUUGAGCUGGAACCUCAAGAUUUUAUACCAAACUUAAAAAAUCCUUGCUGGUGGAAAUCAACCGACAAACGGCAGCUCAGAUGUCUUCCUUAUUUUUACCUGAUUGGGAUGCCGAAAUGCGGAACAACUGAUCUCUACCGACGCCUUAUCUCUCACCCCAGUGUUAUUAGCUCCAAAAAAGAGCCUCACUGGUGGACUCGGUUACGAUACAAAGAUAGACAUGGUGUUGGUGUUCCCUUCGAGCGCUACGUAAACACGUUUUCUUUGCCGAGUAACGUCAUUAGACAGGCACUGGUUGGCAAACAGAGACUGAACAGAUAUAACUUGGCGAACCAAAUUAUAACAGUUGACGCUAGCGCAUCUACCAUGUGGGAUAACGUUGGGUGGGAGCGCAGGCCAGGGAACGACCCUAGCAAGUCAGAGCCAGACAUUAUAGUAGCGCACCGUAUACGCCAUAUUCAGCCAAAUGCUAAAUUUAUUGCCAUAUUCAGAGAUCCAGUGGAAAGGCUUUAUUCAGAUUUCCUGUUUUUUGGAAAGGAUGGCCUUUCACCAGAUUUAUUCCAUAAGUACGUGGUUCAAGCAAUAGGUAUCUUCAAAAAAUGCACUGAACACCUAUCUCUCAGAAGUUGUGCGUACGACUCCAAAUUUAAUAUGGACGACUUGCCUGUGCGCCUGCGGGUAGGUCUUUAUCACAUCUACGUCAAGGACUGGUUCAGUGUUUUUCCCAAGAAACAAAUGCUGUUCCUUCAACUAGACAACUAUCAUCAAAAUUUAAGAGGAAAUAUAGAAAAAAUUUUCAAAUUUUUAAACCUACUUCCAUUACACGAAGAUCAAAUGAAGAUCAUUAUAAAGCAGGACAUACAUAAUACCAGAAAAGAAAGCACUGUCAAACUUGGCGAUAUGUGGAAUAAAACAAGACAGAUGCUUAGACAAUUCUAUGCUCCGCAUAACCGAGAACUUGCUCAGCUUCUUAACAACGACGCAUAUCUUUCGUGGGAUGCUCAGCAUCCGUCUAUUGUAGAAUAGGAGAUGGAGGUGAUUUUGUAAUAGUUUACAGUUUUGGCCUCAGGGUCUUUUUUUACCCAGGCGUCCUCACACCUCGCUCAGAAUACUGUUCUCAGUAGGUCAUAGGUCUAUCCGCCCCACUCAACGCACCAAUGUAUUGCAACAAAAUGUACUUUCAUCACAGAGGCCAUUGAUAUGGUGUCCGAAGUUUUGUAAAUAUAGAUGGUGCAACAUUGGCUUUAUUAUGAAAAGGCAUCAUUUUAAAUGACAGAAUACAGUCAAUCCCUAGAUUGUUUGCUGCAUUAGGACAACUAUUUCUACGCAUUUUAAAGUUUUGAACAAUAUGGCACAAACGGUCACUGGUAGAAUCGGUAGGUCCAACUUUUUCGUCGUGCUGCUCGGGUACAUGUAGAACGAUCACAUUCACCCAAGUUGAAUAUCAUGCAUCAGCAUAUUGUUAUGGCAUAUGUUGUCAUCGCCACUUGCAGUUUUUUUUUUCUUAUGUAUUGGGGGAUUGCAUUUUGUAUUAUCAUAAUAUGAAUUUAAAGAACAUUAUGUAUCAACUUGGGGUGCUUCUUGAGGCAAACUCUCCCUUUGAUACUUCCUGGGUUUUUCUCAUAUUGGGAAAUUACUUUUCAUAUUUACAGUAAAUUAUGGAUAAAAGAAUAUAAUGUAUCAAUUUGUGGUAAAUUUUGUGGCAGAUUCUAUCAUUGAUACUUGCAGGGAUUUUCUCAUAUUGGGAAAGUGUUUUUAUACUUACAAUAAAUGGA
Molecule: messenger RNA, 2844 nt
Organism: Lingula anatina
Lineage: Eukaryota; Metazoa; Brachiopoda; Lingulata; Lingulida; Lingulidae
Product: carbohydrate sulfotransferase 15
Biological process (GO): hexose biosynthetic process
Molecular function (GO): N-acetylgalactosamine 4-sulfate 6-O-sulfotransferase activity
Source: RefSeq, a predicted model, not a curated record